Molecule: messenger RNA, 3490 nt
Organism: Mytilus californianus (California mussel)
Lineage: Eukaryota; Metazoa; Mollusca; Bivalvia; Mytilida; Mytilidae
Product: transmembrane emp24 domain-containing protein 10-like
Exons: 5
Coding region: 61-681 (206 amino acids)
Biological process (GO): Golgi organization; intracellular protein transport; endoplasmic reticulum to Golgi vesicle-mediated transport
Cellular component (GO): endoplasmic reticulum-Golgi intermediate compartment; Golgi apparatus; endoplasmic reticulum
Source: RefSeq, a predicted model, not a curated record
UAAAACACCGAAUGCCACGUUAGCAAACGUGCACCGGCGAAAACAAACAUAUCUUGAGAAAUGGAUGUGUUUCAUGUAUUCUUCGUUUUAUUUGCAAUUUAUAUUACAUUUUCAGAUGCCUUAAUGUUUCAUAUAUCUCCAAAUACGAAAAAAUGUCUGCGAGAGGAAAUCCAUAAAGAUGUUUUAGUUGCUGGAGAGUAUGCAAUUUCAGAUGCACCUGGACAAAAAGUUAACCUUGCAGUAACAGAUUCAAAAGGACACAUAUUAUAUAAUAAAGAAGAUAUUAAAAAAGGAAAAUUUGCCUUCACUACAGAAGAAUAUGAUAUGUUUGAAGUAUGUUUUGAAGCAAAGAUGACUACAGGUGGACAUGGUUCAGACACAGAAGUAACGUUGGAUUUAAAGCAUGGUGUAGAAGCAAAACAGUAUGAUGAUUUAGCUAAAGCAGAAAAAUUAAAGCCUUUGGAAGUUGAGUUGAGGAGAUUAGAAGAUUUAUCCAAAUCUAUAGUAGAUGAUUUUGAAUAUAUGAAGGCUAGAGAAAAAGAAAUGAGAGAUACCAAUGAAUCCACUCAUUCACGUGUGAUGUACUUUAGUAUUUUCUCAAUGUGCUGUCUUUUAGGAUUAGCAACAUGGCAGGUUCUGUACUUAAGGAGAUACUUCAAGGCCAAGAAAUUAAUAGAAUAAGAAAAAUAGACAUAGUUUAACAAAUUAACAAAACUUUUUCUACACGGCAGACUAUUUUUUUUCUGAAUCAUCAUGACAGCAUACCAACAUUCAAAGACAAAACUUUUCUUGUUGAAUGAAAUUAUAUUUUGGUUGAAUGUGUGGUCUAUUAAGAAUAUAACAGAUAUUAAAAGAAAUUGAUAAAAAUAGUCAUUUUAAGUUUUCAGCGGUGAAAGGGUUUAUAAAUUUCAUAUCUUUUUUUUUAUCAUUACAUACAAGUUUGUUAUAUAUAUUUUUUUCUAGCAGUAAUGAAUUUUUUCAAAAAAUUUAAUGUAGAUAUUGAAAAGUAUGAAUUUAGUGGUGCUUUCAAAUUAUGUUAUAAAAUAAUUUUUUUUUAUCCAUAUUGAUAAACAUUGUUGUUGAGAAUAUGGACAACACAUUAUACAUGUAGUUUAUGCAGUGUUUUUUUAAGAGAAUAAUAGUACAGAAAACUAUCAUUAUUAUAAUAACACAGAACACUGACUGCACAUUUUAGGUAAUUCUGAAAAUGCAGGAAUUGUUCAAAAUCAGAAUGCAAACUCUGAUGUUUAUUGAAAGUAAAGUUUUACUGACCAAUUUCAAAUACUAGCAUCUUACUCUUAGCAAGUGCCAUAAGAUGGUUAUACACAGUCAAGAGAUUAUAAUGAGACAUCAGAGACCUCUACUGUCAGUGUAUUAUUCAAUCCAGAUUUUUCCUGUUGUAUAGCUUCCAUGCUGCAAGUGUUCUAUCACUUUGAAUUUUUUGGGCUCAAUAGAUACCGAUCAAAAGACUGUCGGAAAAUAUAUUCAGUAAAAGAUUGAAUAGAAGUAAUGAGGUGCCUAUUUCAAAAAGAUAAUAAAUCAUGAAAUUCAUUAUUACAUGUGAUUAGGACAUGUUAGUUCUAGUCAGGUCUUAGAGGGGGAAAUCACAUUACGGCCAAGUUUUGGAAAGCAAUUUUUGUUUAUACUCAGGCCAUAUAUUAAAAUUUCCAUGUGACUUGGGUGUUUUAAGUUCUUAUUUAUAUAUGUACAUAGUGUCUGUAAGUGCUUAUUAUUAAUUUAAUUGUUUUAUUUCUUGGAUGCUAUUGUUGAAAGGAAGUGUUGGUUUUUUUUUGUGUGUGUCUAAAACAGCUUUUUUAUCAACACACAAUGUGUACCCAAGGAAGGCAAUAAUAUCUUGGUGAUGGAUGUUGAAAUGAUCUUAAUUAUCACAGAGUUAUUAUAAGGUUGAAAUUAAUAGGCAGACGUGAUUCCAAGGUGCCUUCCUGGGGAUGUGUAGAAGUUUUUAUCACUUUUGAAGUUGGAAAGUAUUUUGCACAAUUUUUUUUUUCAAAUCUGGACAGGUAUUUGAAUUUAACAUUUAUUUAUAUCAUAAUAAUCAAAGCAUGGCACCAAUAUAAGAUGAAUCCUAAUGAUGAUGUAUAUAGUUGCUAAAGUAUGUAAAUGGAUUUUUUGGCUUUUUCUUGGUUUUGUAAAUGAACCCAUUUGCUUUUGAUUGAAAUUUUAGUCUAUAAAUCUCAUUCAAUUGAUUAAAAAAUUAAAGGUUACAUUAACCUACCUUAAUUGACCACAUGUUGGUUGUUUUCAUUUUAAAAGAUGUAAUAGCUCAAUAGGGAUCUACUACCAAAGUUUUUUUAAUAAGCUGAAUUUUAUUGAAUAUUUGGUGUUUGUGACUUUAAUGUCUUGAGAAAAUACUAGUUGUUAUAUGAAUAACUUGUUUUUUUUUUUUACUUUAGCCCCAGUGCUGCAACAUUAUUUAGUUAAACAAAAAAAUGCUGUCUUAUUAUAUAUUUUUUAGUUGUUGCUCUCAUGUUAUCAAGGUCUUUAGGGGUUUUACUUUUUGAUGUUGUUUGAACUUGUUUCUCAAACUCAUUCUUACUAACAAGUACUUACAAUCCAAGUUCAAAGGAGAAAUUUUGCACUUCAAAUGCACCUAUGUGUUUAGCUUUUUAGACAAUGCCUAGAACAUAUUAGUGCCUUAAUGCCAUGGCAUGUACAAAGUGUAUAUAUACAAUAUGAAAUUAUCAAAGAUGUCAUUUAAGGCUGAGGAAAAGUUUUAAACUAUUUAGGAAGUACCAGUAAUCUGUUAGACUUUUCUAAUUAAAAUCCAAUAAUCUUUUCUAAAAAUUUGUUUUAUUCUGAAUCGAAAAAAAAUCUUCUAUAAUUGUGUUCAAAUUAUUAAAACCUCAUACAUGUAUAAAAACGUCCUUCAUAUAGUACAUGUAAAUACAUGCAUUGCUUAAAUUAAACAUGUCAGCUGGAUUUUUAACAAAUCCCACAAGAGUUUGAAUUUCAUUUCAUAUAGUUCUAACAUUGUUUUGUACUUCAGCCACCUUGGUUUUUAUGGCAUAAAGAUAUACCAUGGUCUGCCUUGACUCCUAAAUUUUUGUGUAAAAUCCACUGUUUUAGAAACCAAUGAAAUUUGAUCAAAUUUAUCCUCUUGUGGAGUUCACCACUGUUUAUCAAAACUUGAGUGACUUGAAUUAAGUUUUGUUCAGAUCUCAGAAACCUUAUAUUCAGAAGUAUGCCACUGUUAUCUCACACCUUAAGUCCAUAUUACAACUUUUGGUUUACCAUGAUCAUCAAAUUAAUAUAUGUUACAAACAAGAUUCAAGGUGAUUAGUUAUUUUUGUUUAUUUGAAGCAUUAUUACAGAUAUGGUGAAUGAAAGGGAGUAAGCAGUAUAUAGUUUUAAAUGUACAUAUCUUAGGAAUAUAUGACGAUGUAAAUGUAAGAUCAAAUUGUGCAUCCUUUUUUGUCUGCUUGUUCUAAAUUUAAAAAAAGAUCAUAUGAAUAAAAAAAUCAUAAACAAA